This is a messenger RNA of Eupeodes corollae, 418 nucleotides long. RefSeq lists its product as uncharacterized. The record is from RefSeq and is a predicted model, not a curated record. Gene Ontology annotation, biological process: synapse organization. Lineage: Eukaryota; Metazoa; Arthropoda; Insecta; Diptera; Syrphidae. The annotation marks the transcript as partial. Gene Ontology annotation, cellular component: neuron projection membrane. The transcript has 4 exons.
AUGGGGCUUCUCCCCAAAAAUAAUUCACUGGCUAUACAAUUCGGUAAUCAGACCAAUACUCAUUUAUGGAGUUGUCGUAUGGUAGACUGCACUGGACAAGAUGAACUUAAAGCGACGAUCACAGGCCCAACUGAUUUAUAUGUUAAGACAGGAAGUGAUAUUAAUCUUGCAUGUAAAAUCCUUCAGGGACCACAUGAACUGGGGAAUAUCCUUUGGUAUAAGGGUAACGAAAUAAUUGAUUUAGCAACAAAUCAAAAUGAAAUUGACAACAUCAAUCGAAUAAGUGUGGAUAACGACUGGACGGAAGGAUUAACAUCGAGGUUAAAAAUUCGAAGAGCCAUGCCCAGUGAUACGGGAAAUUACACAUGUGUCCCAACGAUAGCAAAAUCAACUAGCGUUUACGUUCACGUUAUAAUUG